Messenger RNA from Marasmius oreades (fairy-ring Marasmius), 1233 nucleotides. RefSeq lists its product as uncharacterized. Bases 431 to 1141 code for a protein of 236 amino acids. The transcript is spliced from 7 exons. Lineage: Eukaryota; Fungi; Basidiomycota; Agaricomycetes; Agaricales; Marasmiaceae. The record is from RefSeq and is a predicted model, not a curated record.
CUUUUUCCCGAUCCGUGAUAGUCCAACAACCUUCCCAACGGUUAAGAUAUGUAUCUCUAGAGCCAAGAAUAGGGUCAUCACGCACAUGCUCGCGUUCACGAUGUCAUAGGCGAAACCCGGCCUUAUCUCAAUUAAGACUGGAAAAAACCCGGAUUUACAUUUCUUACCUUUCUAUUACCAGAUACUACCACUGCCCGCGUUUUGGGUUGAAUGGGUUUAAUUCAAGUGUAUGACGAUGACGAUGGUCUUCCAUGAAUUAGGAUACCCCCCGAAGAGAAGUCGAGCUUGUUUUUGAGAGGUACGUCAGGACCUUGAUUCGGAAAGCGGAAUUAUAUCUGGAAAAUAUCGCUCGAUUUAUCCUACUAUUUUCCUCGACUAUGAUAAAGACCGUAAAACUCUGUUCCCCAGGUCCGUCGGUCUUGUCAUUGCGAUGAAGUCUGUCGUCCUCGCUUUGUUACUCGCAGGAUAUGCCUCCGGGCAUACCAUCUUCCAGAAAAUGUAUGUGAAUGGUGUCGACCAAGGCCAGUUGACUGGGAUUCGAGUGCCCGACUACGAUGGACCGAUUAUGGACGUCACCUCCAACGACAUCAUCUGCAACGGAGGUAUCAAUCCCUACCACCAACCCAUCUCCCAGGCGGUCAUCAACGUUCCAGCUGGCGCACAAGUCACCACCGAGUGGCAUCACACCCUCGGUUCGACCGAUGUACUCGACGCGAGCCACAAGGGACCUAUAAUCACUUACCUAGCUAAAGUCCCCAGUGCGACCCAAUCCACGGUCACCGGCCUCAAAUGGUUCAAGAUUUACGAAGACGGUUUCGACGCAUCCACAAACACAUGGGCUGUGGACAAGUUGAUCGCGAACAAUGGAAAAGUCACCUUCACGAUUCCCAAAUGCGUUCCGUCAGGCCAAUACCUGAUGAGGCAUGAAAUUAUUGCGCUUCAUGCUGCAGGCUCCUACCCCGGUGCUCAAUUCUAUAUGGAAUGCGCUCAAAUCAAUAUAACUGGUGGUGGAAGCGCUUCGCCUGCUACCGUCAGCUUCCCGGGAGCAUAUAAAGGCACGGACCCUGGUAUCACACUGAGCAUUUAUUACCCUCCUGUUACGAACUAUGUGAUCCCAGGUCCGAAGGUCUUCACUUGUUAAGGUUAUCUUUUAUCUGACUUGCUACUUAAUUUAUGUGGGUACGUAUUACGCAUUGACGAUUGAACCUGUGUAUUGUGGUCUUCCAAUUGAGC